AUGCAUGCACCGUCAACUGGCAAAACCGCCGCGACGCCGUUGCUGUUACCGCUGCCGUUGCCGAUGUUGCAUGACUCAUUCGUGAAUAAGGUGCUUGAGCUAGCCAAGAGUCAUCCCACAGUGUGGGGCAUCGGUGUCUACUGUAAAUUUGGCAAGCCCAAGUCCCAGGACUCUGCGGCAUCUGCAGCCGCUGCGCAGGCUAAGAAAACAGAUGAACCACAGCCCGAUGAUGAGAAUGAGCCAGCUGGCGAGGAGGAUGAGAGCGAGGAAGAUUCAUCAGCCCAGGUGGCUGGUGAAAGCAGCAGCAGUAGCCCCAAAAAGAAUAAAAAGUCUGAUUUAGAUAAUAAAGAGCAAGCGAAGCAGGAAGAGAACAGUGACGAGCCUACACAGACUGAGGAAUCCACUACAAAAUCCACUCGCAAACGCACGGUGCGCAAGGAUUAAAGAGGGGAAUCGCAUCAGCCUCAGUUCGCAUUCUUGAAACUUAACCUAAUUCCAAACUGCAAUUGAAAACAAAAACUAAAACUUACUAGAAAGAAGAACAAAUAGAGUGUACCAAACAGCUCGUCAUGUUUACCAAUUCAUCAACACACACACAUAAGCAUACACACUCAGUUCCGUAAAAUCGCAUAACACCCACGAUUCACGUACACAGCAUGAUGCCUCAUACCAAAACUAUUUGUUGGUAGUUCACAUACAGCUGCUAAUUUAAUAAACCAGUUUAUGUGGUUCGUUCGGUUUAGUUUUCUUAAAUUACACACAUUUAUUUGUAUGUACGUACUUUUAUUUGUUUUUUCCCUGUUGUAUUAUCUUCGUAUUUUUCGAUAUUUCCAAUUCUCUGUAUUCCUAUUUCGAUUUCUGUUUAAAAUUAAUCUCGUGUGUCUCGUAAUGAUUUUGAUUUGUGUUCUUCAAACUUUCAACGAAAUCGUAAUAACAACAACAAGAAAAACAAAACUAGACAAAUGAGGGAAACAAAGAUGAUAAAUGAAACAAAAUAAGCGAUACGUACUCCAGUAGAGAAUGAGAAAACAAAAAAAGGGAAACAUCUAGUUUAAUAUUAUGUAAUUUAAACGAAAUUUAUGAAAUACGCUAGUUAUAUACUCAGAGUUUAAAUAAAUUUCAUUUUGUUCAUUUGUAACAAUGAAAAGCUACAGCGUCAGCGUCAAAUAAAACUGAAUGUCAACAAGAAAUAAAAA
This is a messenger RNA of Drosophila sulfurigaster albostrigata, 1196 nucleotides long. RefSeq names its product nucleolin-like. Bases 1 to 444 code for a protein of 147 amino acids. The record is from RefSeq and is a predicted model, not a curated record. The transcript is spliced from 4 exons. NCBI's taxonomy places the organism in Eukaryota, Metazoa, Arthropoda, Insecta, Diptera, Drosophilidae.